CCUCAAUGGGCCAUUGACAAUAUGCUGGACACGACGCAAACACCGGUUGACGGCGUCAUUGUUGUCGGGCGACUCAAGUUUGAAAGACCUGACUGGCUCAUCAAUGAAUUGCCUGACUGGCGCCACGCAAUCUACACGCGCGACGACCGGCGCCACCCCCUCAGCAUCCCUAAGAACAAAGGCAAAGCCAGCACCGUCUAUCUCCAAUACAUCAUCGACCACUACCACCAUCUGCCCGCGACGAUUGUGUUCCUGCACAACCACCGCAAACCAGGUCACACCGAGUUCCGCGACUACGGGAACGUGGCAGCCGUUACUUUUCUCCGACGCGAAUUUGUGCAGAAGAACGGGUUCGCUAACCUCCGCUGUACUACUACCAGUAGUUCUGGUUCCAGUUCAAAUGACGAGUGCGGGAACGUGAUCCGACCGGUUUUCGAUGCCAACGAGACUAGUGCGCAAGUCACAACGAUUGAACAGGAGUAUCCGGUCAUCUUGAAGACGGUCUUCAAUAGCACUAAUGUGCCGGAGAAGAUUGCGACGCCGUAUUGUGGACAGUUUGCGGUGUCGAGGGAGCAGGUGCACAAGCGGCCCAGGGAGGAGUAUAUGAGGUAUCAGCAGUGGGUGAUGGAGACGAAGUUGAAGGAUGAGGAGAUUGAGCAGGUGAUGGGGUCAUUGUGGCAUGUUAUUUUUGGGAGGGAGGCUGUAUAUUGUCCUGAUACGGCCAAGUGUUUCGAGGAUGUUUAUGGGUUGUGAUUUUUCAGGGAUGUAGCUCCGUAGUGAUAUAGUGAUAGUAGAUUAAUAUAGUCAGUUAUGCUGAGAGUCAGCAGCAGCAGUGGUUG
Molecule: messenger RNA, 839 nt
Organism: Aspergillus piperis CBS 112811
Lineage: Eukaryota; Fungi; Ascomycota; Eurotiomycetes; Eurotiales; Aspergillaceae
Product: DUF3431 domain-containing protein
Exons: 3
Coding region: 22-753 (243 amino acids)
Source: RefSeq, a predicted model, not a curated record